[Torrubiella] hemipterigena is the source of this 3256-nucleotide messenger RNA. Lineage: Eukaryota; Fungi; Ascomycota; Sordariomycetes; Hypocreales; Clavicipitaceae. The record is from the annotation of a GenBank genome assembly.
AUCGCCAACAACACUUCUAGCAGCACGAUCUCAGACAACGCCAAGAUUCCAUGUGUUUCGAUUAUUUGAAAAUGAAAACCCCGUCGCGGCUGAGUUGAAACAUCACCAAAAUGAACCCAUCGCACAGAGCGCUCCUGCUGGAGACGACCGACACCAUCCUGCAGAUGGCACGCAUCGCUCGAAGCCAGGAUACAAAACCGGAAGAUAAGAUAUUCUACAGUCAUCUAGCCUCGUACUGCAUGCGAAUAAAAUGUCACGCUACUUCCUGGACGGAAAUGGCCGCGGAUCCUCAUGGCGGGCUGAUCUCACAGACAUUGGGUCACUUAGGGACGUUAUUUCCUGAAGUUUGUCUUUUUGGAACAUCAACUGUUGGUUUCAUGUCGUUUGUUCAAGCCCACUUGACAUCCAUAAAUAAAUCCUGGAACGAAAUCUACAAGCAUAACGAGCACGCCAGGCAUGGGUUCAUCCAACAGUGGCUACGGUCCGCAAUGCCUACACCCCAACGACUUGCGCUCGAGCUAGCUUUAGAGUCUUGUGCAGACGAGUUCGAAAAGCACCAAACCGAACCAAAGUCAUCGCUCCCCUUGUCGCUAUUCAAACCUUCCACCCACAACGAGCCUUCGUAUACAGUGCACAAGGCAGCGCACUCUAUAUUCAACGCGCUGCGUAGCUGCAACAGAUGUGCUUGCUCCUGUCAGCACAGUUUCGACGCCAAGCUUGAACUUGGAACUUACAGGAAGCCCAACAAUACGCCUAAAAAGCGAACACCAUUCAGAACUCGCCCGAAAUCCAACGCAGCGGAAGACGAAAGCGCCGAUGUGGAUUUCGACAUGUUCCUUUCCACGGACCAAGACUGGCAUGAAAUUCGCAUCCAAGCUGUCAAGAGUAAGGCAGUUUCAUUCGCCCCUGUAGGAAAUGCAGACUCAACGAUGCCCCCACAUGAGCACAGCAGUAGCAGCGACAGCUCAGGGAAGAUUGAUACACUCUGUAUGCCUAUCCAUAAGAAGAAGGACAAGCUGUGGCAACGCCUGGUGCUUAAGAUGAAUAAGGAGGAGCUCUUUGAGAAGGGCUUUGAGAAGAGCAAUUUUCAAGUCGACUCCAGCGUGGAACCAAUAUCUCUGGCACAAUGCCUAACACAACACCGCGAAUACUUUACUGAAAAGACGAGGCGGAUACUCUCUUUAAUCCUGGGUUAUACUGUGCUUCACUUACAUGGCACACCAUGGCUGGCACCGGGAUGGGAUUCGACUAGCGUCAAGUUCUUCCAAACCACAUCUUCUAAAACACCACUACGACCCUUUAUCCAAACUAAACUGCCCACCAAUAACCCUACAUCCGACAUCGAAAUCCACAUUUGCGAUACCAACACAAGUCUAUCGGAGAUAUGGUGCGAACUAGACAUGCGCCAUUGCUGCCCAGUGGUGAUUUCUCUAGCUGUCAUGUUAUUGGAGAUACAUUUUGCUAGGCCGUUUACAGAGUUGGCGAAAAAGUACAACGUGGAGCUUACAAGUUUGCCUGGUGCCCCAAUCUCGCCGCUCGAUUUGCACCAAGUAUUCAACGGCGAUGAAGAGGAGGGCCAACUUGGCGCAAAAUCCGAGAUUCCCGAGGAUUCUGCUUUGGUCAAAGCAAUAGAAAAUUGCUUGGAUGACUCACUGUGGGAGGAUGAAGAUCGUCAGCCGCUCGAUAAUACAACCCUCCGAUCAAGGAUCUACCAGGAGAUCGUGUCGUUGCUAGAACUUCACUUGACGAAAGGGUUCAGUCAGAUUCCCCUUGACAGCAUUGACCAAUGCGCAAGGGACCUGGACUUUGGAAAAUGGGGCCUGAAUGUGGCAGGUCGGGAGAAUGCCAACGAAAGCAGGCAGUCUUUAGUGCAAGCGACGCCGGUUCCCAACUUGCCUCUCCCGGCACACUAUUCGCUAAGCGUAGCUGCAGCUGCAGCUAACUCGACCGCACAAACGCUUUGGAAUACAGCGUAUUUUUAUCAAGGCGCCCCAAACCCGACCCAAUACGCAAUCUCGAAUCCCGGGUCACUGCCCAUACCGGAGUAUGAUUAUAGAGAGUCGCAGUUCUUUGACGACCAAAUCGCCGGUGCAUCUACAGCAGACACAACUAAAUACUUGUCGUGGAAAGAUGAGUACGUGAAGGUUUACGAAAAGUUCAUCUCAAAGGGGCUUGACAGCCAUCUCACAGGUGCUAUUAAAGUCGCUAUUCUGGAUACUGGUAUUGAUCGAAACCAUGACCUCAUCGAUGGCCGAGAAGAAAACAUCAGAGGUAAAUACAAUCUUUAUGACCCGCCCCGGAAAACCGUAAAAGACGAGAACGGACACGGAACUUUCAUUACGAGCUUGAUUCUGGAUUACGCCCCGGAUGCCGAGCUUUACAUUAUCAAGAUCACCGGUAAAGCGAAUGCUAGCCCAGACGGGAAUGUUGUUGCUCAGGUAAGAAAAUCUCGAAUUAGCCAAAGAGGGUUGCGGACUCAUCUGACUUUUUUACCCAGGCUAUCCAAUAUGCUGUAGACGAAUGGGACGUCGACAUUAUAUCCAUGUCGUUCGGAUGGCCAUCAGAGGAUUUUGAUGGAUUCGAGCUGGUAGAAGAGGCAAUCGACACGACCUAUAGCAAUAAAGUGCUAAUGUUUGCUGCUGGCUCUAACAGCGGCGGCAAAACUGGCCGAGCGUAUCCAGCCAGCAGUCCGCAUGUCAUCUGCGUGCACUCGACGAAUACAUAUGGCUGUGCGUCAGACUUUAGCCCAACAGCAGAGCGUAACGCCGUCAACCUGGCGACUGUUGGUGAGUCGGUACAGUCGGCAUGGCCAAGCGCUCCAGAUGGAAUCGCCUCUCGAUCAGGCACAUCGUACGCCACACCCAUUAUGGUUGGCAUUGCUGCUUUUCUGCUGCAGUAUGCGCGCAUUCAUUGUUCGGCAAAAGUGGCAAGAAGCCUGAAGCGGCGAGACAAGAUGGAGGCACUCCUGCAGAGGGUCGCUAUGCGAGCACAUAACCGCAAUGAUAGACAGCGGGAUGACUAUUGCUAUGUCCAGCUGAGUCUGCAGAAGCAUAACUUGUUUGGGCAAAAGUUGGAGUAUAUCAAUGGGGAGAUUGAGAUGGCAAUAUCCGCGUGAAAUAGUUGUACGUAUAUACCAAUGUGCAAAUGAAACAUGUCACAUAUCCAGCUUCCGAUAUCAUCUUUAGCUAUAACGUCGCCACUAACGGGCACAUAGCUGGUGCUCUAGAUGGUCUUAUCAGCUCUUUUAUUUAUCAAC